Messenger RNA from Zychaea mexicana, 849 nucleotides. Its product is annotated as ras-related protein rab-like protein-6A. The coding region runs from base 184 to 798 and encodes 204 amino acids. The transcript is spliced from 8 exons. The record is from RefSeq and is a predicted model, not a curated record. NCBI's taxonomy places the organism in Eukaryota, Fungi, Mucoromycota, Mucoromycetes, Mucorales, Lichtheimiaceae. Gene Ontology annotation, molecular function: GTP binding; GTPase activity.
CGAAAAGUCACGUCGUACAUGCUUUUUUCUCUCCAAGGCAAUAGAGAAAGAGAGAAGUAGAAGAGAGAACUGUCGCCUUUUUUUUUCGUACGUGGGUUCGUACAAAGUUUGUGUGUGUGUUUUUCUCUUUUUCCACCGUCUUUUUCCCGUUUCUUUGCCCUUUUCCUCUCAACACAAACAGUCAUGACAAGCCCUGAAUUCAGCAGCCCUCUGCGAAAGUACAAGCUCGUUUUCCUUGGCGAGCAAAGUGUUGGCAAAACUUCGCUCAUUACGAGAUUCAUGUAUGACUCGUUUGAUAACACGUAUCAGGCCACUAUCGGCAUUGAUUUCUUGUCAAAGACCAUGUAUUUGGAAGACAAGACUGUUCGUUUGCAACUGUGGGAUACUGCGGGUCAGGAACGAUUCCGGAGCUUGAUUCCCAGCUAUAUCCGAGAUUCUUCUGUUGCCGUGAUUGUAUAUGACAUUUCCAACCGCGAAUCGUUCAUGAACACAUCCAAAUGGAUUGACGAUGUCAGAGCAGAGCGAGGCAAUCAAGUGAUCAUUGUCCUUGUCGGCAACAAGACGGACUUGAAUGAAAAGAGAGAAGUAACACCGGAUGAAGGCGAAAAGCGUGCCAAAGAGUUAAAUGUGAUGUUUAUAGAAACUAGUGCCAAAGCCGGCCACAACGUAAAAACGCUUUUCAGGAAGAUUGCUCAAAACCUGCCUGGUAUCGACUCCAAUGGCAACGACACCAAAGAACAGAUGCAAAAGGUUAAUCUCAGCACAAGCAACGCCGAUGCCGCAGGCUGUGCAUGCUAAGCAACUCAAAACAACAACAGUACUACAGCAAGAAUCUUGGCUAUUUUUUUC